Molecule: messenger RNA, 1014 nt
Organism: Coccomyxa subellipsoidea C-169
Lineage: Eukaryota; Viridiplantae; Chlorophyta; Trebouxiophyceae; Coccomyxaceae
Product: Ribokinase-like protein
Exons: 8
Coding region: 1-1014 (337 amino acids)
Molecular function (GO): kinase activity
Source: RefSeq, a predicted model, not a curated record
AUGGUGAUGGACGUACAGGCAAAACCCAGCACCAAUGCUGACGUCUAUCGUGGUGGCUCUGUACCUGGAAAGGUCCAGCAGACUCCAGGGGGUGUGGCGCGCAACAUCUGCGAGUGCCUUGCACGGCUGUGCAACUCUGACCCUCUGCCAGCAUCAGCCAGGGCUCGAUUGAAGCCUCUGCUGGUGAGCGUGCUGGGGCAAGACCAAGCGGGUGACAUGCUGCUGAGUCACCUGCAGUCACUGGGCCUCCCGACGCAUGCCAUCCACAGAGUGCCAGGGGCUACCACCCCCUCAGUCAGCAUCAUCUUUGACAGAGGCGGUGAGGUGGCCGCCAGCGUGGCUGAUGUGGGCGCGCUGGAGGAGCGCCUGCCAGCAGUGCUGCGUCAGCACACAGCGGAUAUUCAGUCAGCCCCUCUCGUCAUGCUUGACGGCAAUCUGUCACCCGAUGCGCUCUUGGAUGCGGCACAGCUGGCGUCGGAAAAGGUCGUUCCUAUUUGGUACGAACCGGUGUCGGCAGCAAAGGCCGUGCGCGCCACUUUAGCUCUGCACAUGAUGGACUACAUCUCGCCCAAUGCAAAGGAGCUCACGGCGAUGGCAGAGGCUUUGAUAUCAGCACCAGCGCGGCAGCAGCGUUUUCAGUCGGGCGCAAAUGACCCUCGGCAGAAUUGGCCCACACUUGGCGCAAGCGAAGCAGCCGGGAACGCCGUCGAACUGCUAUCGCCGCAGCUGUGCACGGUACUGCAUGCGGGAGUGGGAUGCGUCGUGCUCACACUCGGCCACUUGGGCGCCGCGCUGUGCACGCUGAGCGGAGACGGGCGCUGGCUGGAGAUUGGGUUCAUGGCAGCGCCGCCUGCAAGGGUGGUCAACACGAGCGGAGCAGGGGAUUGCCUCGUAGCUGGAGCGCUCUUCGGCCUCCUUCGCGGCUGCAGCCCCACUGAAGCACUCGCACACGGCAUAGUAUGCUGUGGCGCAUCAGGCAGUGCAGAGCACUGGGAGCGUGCCAAAGCACAUUGA